CACCCCAGUAAACCAGUCCGUUAUAGAACGUCGAAAGCAAUUGUGAGUUUACUCGAGUUGAUCAUUCUUCUCCUUACGUUUUAUUUACAAACAUUUGGAAAUAUUGUAUUUAAAGCGAGCAAUAUCGUGUUUUAAAUAUGAACGUAUUGUUACGUUUAACAAGUGUUGUUACAAAAAAAUAAUGCAAUGCAUAGAAUAAAGAAGAAAGGAGAAAUCUAUCAGGAAUUAAAGCCAAUUGUGAAGACUUAAAGCUUACUUAGGUAUAAGUAUGGCUGGCGACAUUUGGCGAAGCUCCGACGCUUCUAGGACGUCAAUUGUUCAACAUUGGUGCAGUGAACUCGUGUUAUGGAGGUUUAUUAUUAUUUUACUGAGCCUUUUAUCAAUUUUUUGCUCCAGCAGUGCAUCUGAUUCUUAUCAAAAUGGUCAUUCACCAGACUUUAGUAGUUUUAAAGUGAUAAAACCAAGAGUCUUUCAUGGACGACAUAAACGAGAAAUUUUUGAUACCAGGGAAAAUGAACAUGAGCAUACUGAAGUGUUGACAAUUGCAUAUGAUAUAGAUGGUGUAAAAAGAACCCUUGAUUUAAGACUCAACACAGAUCUCAUUCCUGUAGGAUAUAAACAAAGAAGACAACAUAAUGGUGGAUAUAAAACAGAUAUUCCUGAUAAAGUUGAGCUUUGUCAUUAUCAAGGAAGUGUACGAGGCAUUCCGGGCUCUUGGGUAGCAUUAUCAACUUGUAGAGGGUUAAAAGGAGUAGUCUUUGAUGGAGAAAAUACUCAUUAUAUCCAUCCUGAAACGGAAUCACUUGAUGCAAUACAUUAUUUAUAUGACCACAAGCAUUUUAUAGGCAAUAAUACAUGCGGAUACAAAGGCCAUCAUGAGGCUUCUAUACCAUCUAUAAUAUCUCAUAAAAAUUUUAGAAGAAAAAGAGCUGCUGAAGUAGUUCGUGGUCCUUAUAAUUCCAAUAGACAAUCACGCUAUGUGGAACUAGUUCUUGUUAUUGAUAAAAAAGAAUACAUGGCCUUGGGCGAAAAUCUAGAUAAAGUAUACCAUCAUUGUAAAGAUAUUGCUAAUAUAAUAAAUGCUCUGUUCACUCCCUUGAACAUUUUUGUCGCGCUGGUUGGUGUUGAAGUCUGGACAGAUUCUGAUGAAAUUACGUUAUCACCUAAAGGUGAUGCAACGCUUGCGAAUUUUCUGCGAUAUCGAAGGGAAAUGCUUGUCAAAGAAAUUCCUAAUGAUAAUGCUCAGUUGUUGACGAAAGCUAAAUUUGAAGAGGGAGUUGUUGGGAAGGCUCUCAAAGGACCUAUUUGUACAUUUGAGUUUUCUGGUGGAGUAUCUAUCGAUCACUCAAGCGUAAUUGGUAUAGUGGCAGCGACUGUAGCCCAUGAAAUGGGUCAUAAUUUUGGAAUGGAGCAUGACUCAGCUAACUGUUCCUGCCCAGAAGAGCGAUGUAUUAUGGCUGCAUCUAGUGGUUCAACUGGACCAGUUCAUUGGUCAUCUUGUUCUUUAGAAUAUCUAGCACUCGCUUUUGAGCAUGGAAUGGAUUAUUGCCUUCGUAAUAAGCCUACUAAAUUGUUUGAUAGUCCAAUUUGUGGCAAUGGAUUUGUUGAAUCUGGAGAGCAAUGUGAUUGUGGAUUAAAGGAAAAUUGCGACAAUCCUUGCUGUAAUGCUACGACUUGUAUGCUACAUUCAAAUGCUAGCUGUGCUACGGGUAAAUGUUGUGACUUGACGACCUGUAAGCCAAAAAAUGCUGGAACUGAAUGCAGAUCUGCAGAACAUGAGUGCGAUUUACCAGAAUAUUGUACAGGCCAAAGUGAAUACUGUCCUCAAGAUGUUUUUAAAAUUGAUGGUGAAAGUUGCAACGUGGGAAAGGCCUUUUGCUAUCAAGGAUCUUGUAGAACUCACAAUGAUCAAUGUAAACUUCUUUGGGGACCUAGUGGAUUUUCUUCAGAUGCUCAAUGUUAUCAUAUGAAUAGCAAAGGAACAAAAUUAGGAAAUUGUGGAUACAACAGAUUAGAAUCAAGUUAUAUUAAAUGCAAUGACGAACACAUUUUAUGUGGAAUGUUACAUUGUAAACACUUAAAUGAAAGACUAGAGUUUGGGAUGGAAUCUGUAGCAAUUUUGAGUCAUUCGUUUAUUAAUAACGGAGGAAAAAUUAUAGCUUGCAGAUCAGCAAUUGUAGAUUUAGGUCUUAAUCAAGUUGAUCCUGGGCUUGCACCUGAUGGAGCUAAAUGUGCUCCAGGAAAGAUGUGUGUAAACCAAAAAUGUAUGCCAAUAGCAGAUUUAAGAGCAUCAACUAUUGGGAAAGAUUCUUGUCCAAAUAAUUGUGGAGGUAACGGAGUAUGCAAUAGCUUAGGUCACUGCCACUGUAAUCGAGGAUUUCGUCCACCUGAUUGUGUUCAUCCAGGAUUUGGAGGAUCUGAUGAUAGUGGUCCUGCCGAAGAUCCUAAUGCUCGCAACGAUUUUAUUACUGCACUCUAUGUUAUAUUCCUUGGAAUACUACCAGUGGCUGGUUUAGUUUCCCUCGCAGUGUGGUGCAGAAAUAAUAAUUCCCCUGGUACAAUUGGAUGGAAAAAGCAAAUAAUUCCAACACACGACCGUGGAUUCAUGAUAAAAACAAUUGAUCAUCCCAGAAACAUCCAUCAUCACCACCAUCAUCAACCGUCGAAUAGAAUUGAAACAAUAGAUUCAACUUUAGCACAAGAUCCGGCCUGUGCAAGUUUAUUACCAAAGUCAGAAGAUGAUGAACGAUUUAAUAAUAAUUUAUUUGGACAAUUCAAGGGAUUUACAUUGGCUCCAUUAUCUUCAGUGAGUGUUCCCCCAACUCAUAAAUUGCUAGAACCAACUAAACCAGCACCUGAAGUUCCAGUGGUUGCAAUUAAAACUAAUUUGAAUUCAUCACAACGAAAUAAUUCUCGCAGAUGUGGUUUUAUAACACCUUUGUUGAAUAACAAUAAUAAUAACAACAAUAAUAAGAUUAAUGAAAUAGAAUCAAAGGCGCCAGCAUUACCGCCAUUAAAUCCAGGCAGCACAGCACGUCCAUUAAUAAGUUCUCCAGUAUUAUCAAUGACAACUUGUACAUCAAUGGAUUUUGUACCAGCUAAAAUACCUACUCGUCCGGCUCCAGAAGUUCCUUCACGUCCACUAGAAACAUUAAAAGAUUCCUCCACUGCAUCAGUUCUUCAGAAAAGUUCAGGAAUCGAUAAACCCGAUGGUAUUUCAUCAACAUUAGCUGAUGCAGAACGAAAAGAAAAAAUUACAUUGGAAAAUAAAGAAAAAUCCAGUACAUUAAACAGAAUCGCUUCAAUACUUAGACCUGGAUAUAAAGAAGAUAAAAACAGCAUAAAUAAAAAUCCACAUCAGAAAGUAACGAAAAUAAUGGAUAAAGAUAUUUUAAGGAAUUUAGAAAUAUCAAAUCCAAUCCCACAAAAAGAAAUUGAAAUUCCAAUGGCAGCAAUAACUCUAGGUUCUGUUGAGAAUGAUAAAAAAACGGUAGUAAUGCGUGCACAAUCAAUGAGAGAUUCAAAAGGAUUAUCGAGGCCAGCUAUUCAUUCAUUUGGAUCAAUGAGACAAGGAAAUUCAUAUAAACGACCAACAAGUAUUCCAGCAAGUACAAGACCUACAUCUCCACCUCCGCCAGUGCCUCCAGGACCAGAAAAACCUAACGAUGAUUUAAAAAUACCUGGAUUGCCUGGAUAUCAAACUCCUAAUGUUAAAACUAGUAAUACCGUAGUAGAAGAUACUUAUGAUGAUUGUCUUAAUAUUGCUGAUCCUACAUUAAAUAAAAUCAACGAAGAAUUAAAUGGCAAUGAUAACAUUUAUGCAGUAAUUGAAGAUCCUAUUGAUAAAGCUGUAAAGAAUGUUAAAGAAGUGAGUGAAUAUAAAAAUCCAAAGCCUAUUGACUCUCAUGAAACACCAGAAACAAUGGGAUUACUUUCAGAGAUUGUGUCUGAAAUUUCUAAUCGAAAUUUUGACUCAAUUUAUUCGACAGGAACUUUGAAAAAAAAGAAUAAUGAAAAUAAACAGAAUAAAUGUUUAGAAAUAUCUGGUUCUAAUAGUUCACUAGGUACUUACGUUAAUUCAAGUCAUUACAAAUCCCCUGGCAGUGUUUAUUCCAAUUCAGCAUCAGCUAAAUUUAAUUCAGCCAUUUCUGAAACAUCUUCUGGAUAUUUAUUACCUUCUGCUGUCAAUGUUCCCAAGAAAGAUGAUGAAAGUCAUAAUUUAUUACCUAAUAAUAAAAAAAAUGAUAAAGUACAGACGAAUACAUCAGGAUCAAAGACAGAAUGUGGGGAAACUAAUUCUGUAGUAUCUGAUGAUAUGAAAGUUAAAAAAAACCACAUAAAAUCAGUCAAGAUACCUUUAAGCAAUAUGAAGAAUUCCCUUACUAAUAAUAAAGAUAAUAUAAUGAAUGAAGAGGGAAAAAUUGAAAAACAAAAUUCGGAAAUUAAUGUAAAUAAUCAAACAAGUCCGGAUAAAUCAAAAAGUUUUCCUGCAAAAACAAUUCGGCAAAGUUCAGAUACCAGUUUAAAGUCCACUAAAAGUGUUAGUAGUAAAGAAAAAAAAGAUGGGAUCAGUAGUUCUUCUGUAAAUAGUAAAAAUAGUCCAGAUGUUGUCUCCAGUUGUUCUACAUCGUCCUCUAACCAUUCAGAAUCUCCUGAUGUAGUUGGGAUUAAUUCAAAAUUUAAAAAUAUACAAAAGUUCUCAGUUCAAACUCAAAAAAAAACUACUUCUAUCCCUCCACGACCAGGUAGUAUUGUUGCUAAAGCUGCGACGUUUACAGAAAAAAAGAAAUCACCGACAUCAGUGAAAAAUUUAUCAGUAACAAAAAGUGACAUUAGAAGUGACAUUAAAAAUCCAAUCAAAAAAGCUGCUGGAAGUAAAAUAAACGUUGCUUCGUUACAACAAAAAUUUGAACAAAAUAAACCAGUUAACUCAGUUAAUGCAGUGAAGAAUGUUUCUUCUGUGAAGAAAACAAUUACUAAUAAAAAUGAUGCAGAUGUGAGUAAGUAAGAUAGAGUAUCUAGUCUCUGGACAAAUGAAUAAUAUAAAAAUUGACUGAUGAAUAUGAUUUAAUGAUAAAACUUUGUAUAUACUAUCUGUAUUUACGCUUUAGCUUUCACUCUUCAUUUAUUCGCUCUUUGUUUUUUUUUAUUAGUAAUUCUUAAUGCUUGAAUAAUAUAGAAACUUAAUGACAUUUCGGAAUAAAAGACGAGCAAAAAUUUUGACGACAAUGAUAAUAAAACCCAAAACUCUGUGAUAAAUAUCAUUUAUUAGAAUACAAAUUUGAAUCAUUCUAUAGACAAAACUAAUGUUUAGCAGCGAUUACUAAAAAUUUUAUUUAUAUAACAAAGAACGAUUGCUAAAGCCAAUAAAUUUUCAAUGUAUUUAUUUGACUGAUGUAAAUAUGUUAAUAUUAAUAGA
This is a messenger RNA of Chelonus insularis, 5419 nucleotides long. RefSeq names its product meltrin (gene Meltrin). Gene Ontology annotation, biological process: membrane protein ectodomain proteolysis. Lineage: Eukaryota; Metazoa; Arthropoda; Insecta; Hymenoptera; Braconidae. Gene Ontology annotation, molecular function: metalloendopeptidase activity. The transcript is spliced from 13 exons. The record is from RefSeq and is a predicted model, not a curated record. The coding region runs from base 269 to 5008 and encodes 1579 amino acids.